AUGGACGUCAAACUGUUACUGUUAACACUGGGAAUCAUCGGGGCGAUGGUUGCCACCGUCGCGACCAGGUUCGGCUUCCCCGGGUUCAACAAGAUCGCCCAGAUCUUCCUUGCCUUGGUGUUACUUCCGGUGCUAUGCAGAUUCCAUCGAAAGCUCUACAUCAUCUUUAAGAUGCUGCCGCGUGAUGUGAUAUUUCUCUAUCGCGCUAUAAGCGCUGAACUCACGAUGAAAGGUCAGCGUCGGAACAAUAUGACCGUCACAAAGAUCUUCAAGAAGAGAGUGGAACGUUACCCCACGAAACCGUGCUUCAUUUUCGAGGACCGUAUUUGGACCAAUGCUGACAUCAACAACUAUAGCAACCAGGUAGCGUCGGUGUUUCAAAAAGCUGGAUACGUGAAGGGGGACGCUGUGGCUUUGAUGAUGCUGAACAGGCCGGAGUACGUCGCGAUCUGGCUCGGUUUGGGGAAACUCGGCGUCGUCACCGCUCUAAUCAACACGAACUUGCGACUUCAGUCUUUGAACCAUUGUCUGCGUAUCGCUGCAGUGAAGAGUAUCAUUUAUCUAGAGGAAUACUCGUCCGCCAUCGAUGAUAUUAAGGCUUCGAUUCCGGGUGUAGAGAGGUACAAGGUGUGCACCAAACCUGGAUCUUGCGAGGAUGGAGUGCACGAUCUGAACCAGCUUCUGUCGGAAGCCAGUACCGAGGAACCAAUAGUGAAAGAAGAAAUUGGCUACAGGGACAAACUGUUGUAUAUUUACACGAGCGGCACUAGUGGUUUGCCGAAAGUGGCGAUAGUUCCAAAUUCGAGGUUCUUGCUGGUCGUAAUGCCAUUUAACUUGCUAGGGUUGAAAUCGAACGAUACCUUGUAUAAUCCGAAUCCACUGUACCACACGGCCGGUGGAAUGUUAGGAGUAGGUUUCGCGAUUUUGAAUGGUAUACCAACAGUCUUAAGGGCCAAGUUUUCAGUGACGGCUUAUUGGACAGAUUGCAUCAAAUAUAAUUGUACCGUAUCGCAGUAUAUUGGGGAAAUGUGUCGUUAUUUAUUGAAUGCACCACACCGGCCAGAAGAUACCGCUCAUAGACUAAGACUCAUGUUUGGAAAUGGCAUGAGGCCACAGAUUUGGAGUGAAUUUGUUAAACGCUUCAACAUCAAUCGGAUUACCGAAUUCUACGGUUCGAGUGAAGGAAACGCUAAUAUUGUAAACUUGGAUGGCCGAGCCGGUGCUGUUGGCUGUGUACCACUGAUUGUGCCCAGAUCAUUUCAUCCUGUGGCCAUUAUUCGAGUAAAUAAUGAGACAUACGAACCGGUUAGAGGACCUAAUGGCUUGUGCAUAAGAGCAGACAUAAAUGAACCAGGGAUGUUUAUAGGAUUAAUAAAAGAAGGGAACGCGUCGAGGGAGUUCAACGGAUAUUUAGACAAAGAAGCAUCGAAAAAGAAGAUAAUAGAGAACGUGUUUAUCAAAGGCGAUAAGGCUUUCCUGACGGGUGACAUAUUAAUACAAGACGAAUAUGGUUACAUUUACUUUAAAGAUAGAGUAGGAGAUACAUUUAGGUGGAAAGGUGAAAAUGUUGCUACUGCAGAGGUAGAGGGUGUUAUUAGUAAUAUUGCUGGACAGCGGGAUGCUACUGUCUAUGGGGUUCAGGUCCCUGGAAUGGAAGGAAGGGCAGGUAUGGCAGCAAUAGUCGAUCCAGAUAGUUUACUAGAUUUCAAGGCCCUUGCGGAAGGCUUGGAGAAAGCUCUGCCAGCUUACGCGAGACCAAUUUUCUUACGAAUUGUGAAAGAACUUGAAAUGACGGGAACAUUUAAAUUGAAAAAGAUAAAUCUUCAAAAAGAAGGUUUCGAUCCAAGCAAAGUGCAAGACAAGAUGUAUUUCCUUUCUGGGAACAAGGAGUACGUUGAAAUCACGCCUGAACUUUAUCAAGAAAUCAUAUCCGGCUCAAGGAAGUUCUAGUCGUUGUGUUUAAUGCUUCUGAAACA
This is a messenger RNA of Dufourea novaeangliae, 1976 nucleotides long. RefSeq names its product long-chain fatty acid transport protein 4-like. Gene Ontology annotation, cellular component: endoplasmic reticulum. The coding region runs from base 1 to 1950 and encodes 649 amino acids. NCBI's taxonomy places the organism in Eukaryota, Metazoa, Arthropoda, Insecta, Hymenoptera, Halictidae. The transcript is spliced from 10 exons. Gene Ontology annotation, biological process: triglyceride homeostasis. The record is from RefSeq and is a predicted model, not a curated record. Gene Ontology annotation, molecular function: long-chain fatty acid transmembrane transporter activity; long-chain fatty acid-CoA ligase activity.